CAGCUAACUUUGUGGCACUGCAGCUGAUGUACUUUCUGUUUGCCAUUGCUGGUCUAGCAAGACGUCGUUAAAGGGGCUCACCCAGCAUAGACCAAUGAUUUCCUCCGCUGUAAUUCUGAAAGGGACCCGUGCAGUGCAGUUCAUAAGACCGCUACACACCACGCUUUUCGCAACAAUGCCGAUUAAGGUUGGAGAAGCCCUCCCAGCAGUGGAGGUUCAGGAGGGGGAACCUGGAAACAAGGUGUCUAUGGACCAACUGUUCAAGGGGAAGAAAGGAGUUCUCUUCGCUGUGCCAGGUGCCUUCACCCCAGGAUGCUCCAAGACUCAUCUUCCAGGGUUUGUGGAGCAGGCUGCGGUGCUGCGCAGUAAGGGGGUCCAGGAAGUGGCCUGCAUCUCUGUCAACGACGCGUUCGUCAUGGCUGCCUGGGGGAAGGAACAUGGGACCGACGGCAAGGUCCGCAUGCUGGCGGACCCUACCGGGGCGUUCACCCAGGCAGUGGACCUCAUGCUGGACAGCGAUCAGAUCGUGCAGGCACUUGGCAACAAGCGCUCAAAGAGGUAUGCCAUGCUGGUGGAAGAUGGUGUUGUGAAGAAGGUGAAUGUGGAACCUGAUGGCACUGGGCUGACCUGCAGCCUGGCCUCCAACAUGCUCUCUGAGCUGGUCUAGAGGUGCACCCUGCUUCAACUCACCUUCUCGACCUGUCCUGAAGCAAUGCUAAGAAAAAAUAUUACAACCACGCACUGUAUGAUUAAUAAGCUGCGGUACAGAACCUUCAUGAACUUAGGGGGCAACUGUAGUAAGACAUUUAACGUUCAAAACGCUAACUACUGAUACUAGCUUUACAGAUUAUUUUCCUCCUCUCUGGAAAUUGGAAGUGUUUUUGUGAUGCUAUUAUAGAUCACCUUGACAGUGUUUAGGGUGGUGGUUGAAAAAUCUCAAGUUCUGCAGCAAGAUCAGUGGCAGAAAUGUAUACGCACAAUUGUGACUUGAUUGGCACUUGGCAAGUUAUUGCACCUUCCUUGCUGUGUACUUAAUUCUUACUGUUCCUAAUAAAAUCUUCUAUGAGCAAUACUCCUC
Messenger RNA from Osmerus eperlanus (European smelt), 1078 nucleotides. RefSeq names its product peroxiredoxin 5 (gene prdx5). Gene Ontology annotation, cellular component: cytoplasm; mitochondrion; peroxisome. The record is from RefSeq and is a predicted model, not a curated record. The coding region runs from base 95 to 667 and encodes 190 amino acids. Gene Ontology annotation, biological process: cell redox homeostasis; cellular response to oxidative stress; hydrogen peroxide catabolic process. Gene Ontology annotation, molecular function: thioredoxin peroxidase activity. The transcript has 6 exons. Lineage: Eukaryota; Metazoa; Chordata; Actinopteri; Osmeriformes; Osmeridae.